Messenger RNA from Danaus chrysippus (African queen), 786 nucleotides. The record is from the annotation of a GenBank genome assembly. NCBI's taxonomy places the organism in Eukaryota, Metazoa, Arthropoda, Insecta, Lepidoptera, Nymphalidae.
AUGGAGACGCACGUAUCGACUACGCCAUAUAUAGAAACGAAUCAAAGCAAAAUUGAAUUGGAGAAAGAAUUUAUAUACGCAUGGAAGUCAUACCCGGCUCUGUGGGACCCUAGAAAUCAAUACUACACUAAUAAAUAUAAGAGAUUGGAAUAUCUGAAGAAGCUUCUGGAAGUAUACAAGAAAAUCAAACCGGGCGCAACGACGGAUGACGUGCGGAAGAAGAUUAACAUAUUUAGAAGCAAUUAUAAAAGAGAAUUGAAUAAAAUAGAAGAAUCUAGAAAACGCGGCUGUAGCGACGUGGUGUACUCGCCGAGGGUGUGGUUUUUUCCAUUAUUGAAUUUCUUGAUAGAAACCAAACACUCCAUGAAAUUGCCACAAAACUCAUUCGAUUCUGAAGAAGAAGUGCGUGCAUCGAGAGAGUUUGAAGAUUUCAACGGUACGACAGAAGAAACUAAGACGAACAUAACAAAUGUAAACGAAAAAAGUAAAAUAAAAGAAGAAAUAUUCGAAGGACACGUCUGCGAGAGCUACGAAAGCAUUUCAAAAAGAAGAAGAUGUGAAAAUCAAGACGUACAAAGCAGUACUUCAGAUGCUUGGCCGAUGCACGUAUAUAAAUACAAUCCCCUAGCCGUAAUCUGGUCUGAGAAAUUAGAGAGAUUGUGUCCUAUACAGAAAUUAUACGCCGAGAAAGCCAUAAACGACAUCUUGUUCGAAGCCGAACUUGGCAAUCUUAACAAGUACUCGGUUCUUAUAAAUCCACCGACAUGUUCUAAACCGCUGACGUAA